Striga hermonthica is the source of this 2574-nucleotide messenger RNA. The record is from the annotation of a GenBank genome assembly. Lineage: Eukaryota; Viridiplantae; Streptophyta; Magnoliopsida; Lamiales; Orobanchaceae.
AUGUUCUCCAACCUUCUCGUCUGCCUCGACUUUCUUCGUCCGCACAUUGUUGGGUGGUUGUCGAACGCUGCUGCUCGCCUCGCUUGGUCUCAUCGCGUUGUUGCUCACAGUAGCCGUCUAUUGUGCGAUCGCUUGGUCACUACUAGUCGCAGCUGCGUGCGUGUGUGCGUGCGAUGUGCGAGUGUCGAUGUGUUAGGUCGUGUGGGCGACAAUCUUCCAAACACCAUCGCAACCCCAAAAUACACUACCAAUUGCGCCCGUCGUCUCAAGUCGUCGGCGUUCCUUUCCCUCGGUGACCGGAAGACAAGGAUACCUAGAAAUCUUCUCCGGCUGUCAGUCUCCCCAAUGGCCGCGACGCCGCGCAGUGAGGCUGCAGACGCCGACGCCUCCGCCAAUUCUUCUUCAUCACUCCAAUUCGGCACCCCCCAAGCGCUUGAGCAUAUCCGCAAGCUCACAGACGUUGGGGCCAUGACCCGCCUCCUCCACGAAUGCAUAGCCUACCAACGCGCCCUGGAUCUCGAGCUCGAGACCGUGCUCUCCCAGCGCUCCGAUUUGGACCGCCAGCUCUCGAACCUCCACAAAUCUGCCGACAUUCUGGAGAUCGUCAAGGUCGACUCCUCCUACAUGCUGUCCAACGUCUCCUCCACCUCAGCCCUCGCCGAUCAGGUCUCCGCCAAGGUUCGCCACCUCGAUCUCGCUCAGUCACGCGUCCAAGGUACGCUCCUCCGCAUCGACGCCAUCGUGGACAGAUCCAGUUGCCUCGACGGCGUCCACAAGUCUCUCCUCGCCGAGGAUUUUGAAUCUGCCGCGUCGUACAUUCAGACUUUCCUCCAGAUCGACUCUAAGUUCAGGGACUCCUCCGCAGCCGAUCAGCGGGAGCAGCUCCUUUCCUACAAGAAGCAAUUGGAAGGCAUCGCCAGGAAGAGGCUCUCGGCGGCGGUGGAUCAGCGGGAUCACCCAACCAUUCUCCGAUUCAUUGGGCUCUUCAAACCUCUCGGCCUCGAAGAGGAAGGCUUGCAGGUUUACGUGAGUUAUUUGAAGAAGGUGAUCUCGACGAGAUCGAGGAUGGAGUUUGAGCAAUUGGUGGAACUCAUGGAGCAACCAAAUAAUAGCAGCCCGGUGAAUUUUGUGGCUUGCUUGACAAACUUAUUUAAAGACAUUGUCUUGGCUAUUGAGGAGAAUGAUGAGAUUUUGAGGAACUUGUGUGGCGAGGAUGGCAUAGUUUACGCGAUUUGCGAGCUCCAGGAGGAAUGUGACUCGCGAGGUUCCAAUAUUUUGAAAAAGUUCAUGGAGCACCGGAAACUUGCAAAAUUGACUUCCGAUAUCAAUUCGUACAAGAUCAACUUGCUCUCUGUAGGGGUGGAGGGUCCUGACCCUAGAGAGAUUGAGCUUUAUCUUGAAGAAAUACUGUCAUUGACCCAGUUGGGCGAAGAUUACACGGAACACAUGGUCUCGAAAAUAAAGAGCCUGAGCUCUGUGAAUCCGGAAUUAGCCCCGCAAGCCACAAAGGCCUUCAGGAGUGGGAGUUUCAGCAGAGUUUCUCAAGAGACUACUGGUUACUAUGUCAUUCUGGAAGGAUUCUUUAUGGUGGAGAAUGUUAGAAAAGCAAUCCAGAUUGACGAACAUGUGCUGGAUAGCCUCACAACAUCCAUGGUCGAUGACGUGUUCUACGUGUUGCAGAGUUGCUGCCGGAGAGCAAUUUCAACCUCGAAUAUUAGUUCGGUUAUUGCCAUUCUUAGCAGUGCCGUGAGUUUAUUAGGUGGUGAAUAUAGUGAGGCAUUACAGCAGAAGAUGAGGGAGCCUAAUCUUGGAGCAAAGCUGUUUUUGGGUGGUGUCGGUGUACAGAAGACUGGUACUGAGAUUGCCACGGCAUUGAACAACAUGGACGUCAGCGCUGAGUAUGCCCUGAAACUGCGCCAUGAGAUUGAAGAGCAAUGUCUUGAGGUAUUCCCGACCCCAGCUGACCGUGAGCGAAUCAAGUCUUGCCUUACUGAGCUCAACGAGACUAGCAACAGUUUCAAGAAGGCUCUGAACGUGGGCAUGGAGCAGCUCGUGUCCAGCGUAACCCCUCGGAUACGACCCAUCCUGGACAGCGUGGCCACCAUUAGCUACGAGCUGUCAGAGGCCGAGUAUGCGGACAAUGAGGUCAACGACCCGUGGGUCCAGAGGCUUCUCCAUGCUGUCGGGACUAAUGUGGCCUGGCUCCAGCCCCUAAUGACAUCCACCAAUUACGACACGUUCAUGCACCUCAUCAUCGACUUCAUCGUUAAGCGGCUCGAGGUCAUCAUGAUGCAGAAGAGGUUCAGCCAGCUCGGGGGACUCCAGCUGGACCGGGAUGUUCGGACUAUGGUCAGUCAUUUCUCAGGCAUGACACAGAGGACUGUGAGGGACAAGUUCUCUCGGCUGACUCAGAUGGCCACUAUCCUCAACUUGGAGAAAGUUUCCGAGAUUUUGGACUUCUGGGGGGAGAACUCAGGGCCCAUGACGUGGAGGCUCACGCCGGCCGAGGUCAGGAGGGUGUUGGGCCUCCGGGUGGAUUUCAAACCCGAAGCUAUAGCCGCUCUUAAGUUGUAG